Plasmopara halstedii is the source of this 738-nucleotide messenger RNA. RefSeq lists its product as uncharacterized. The record is from RefSeq and is a predicted model, not a curated record. NCBI's taxonomy places the organism in Eukaryota, Oomycota, Peronosporomycetes, Peronosporales, Peronosporaceae. The transcript has a single exon. Bases 1 to 738 code for a protein of 245 amino acids.
AUGACUCAAUUUUUCGCCUACUUCGCGAUCGCACUAUACGCUGCCACCACCUCGGGUGACAUCGUGAAUGAUGCAGCUUCCACAGCAAAUAAUUUUGGAGACGUGGUGAGUAAAUCGGCCAACGAUUUUGGAGACAAGGUGAGUAACUCGGCCAACGAUUUCGAAGACAAGGUGUCGGACACAGCAGACGAUGUUGCUGAUGCAGCUUCACCCGCGGCUGACGCGACGGGCAACUGGGUAAGGGGUGCUGUCCACUCAAUCUCCGAUGCUGCUGAAUCGGCUGCCGAUACAACCGGUAGCUGGGUCAAAGGAGGCUAUAACACUGCGUCCAGUGCAGCUAGCACGACCACUGAUGCUGCUGGUAAGACGGUUGACGAUGUUAAAGACACGGUUUUCAACGAUUUCGGAGACAAGGUGUCAGACACAGCAGACGAUGUUGCUGACGCAGCUUCGCCCGUGGUUGACGCGACGGGCAACUGGGUAAGGGGUGCUGUCCACUCAGUCUCCGAUGCUGCUGGAUCGGCUGCCGAUACAACCGGUAGCUGGGUCAAAGGAGCCUAUAACACUGUGUCCAGUGCAACUAGCACGACCACUGAUGCUGCUGGUAAAACGGUUGACGAGGUUAAAGACACGGUUUCCAGUACUGCUGAGUCAGCUAUGAGUGAUACCGGCAGUCUGUUUGAUGACGUUUCGGACACUGUCAGCUCUAGUGCUGAUGAGUUGGCUGGUGCGCUUUAA